UUUUUCGAUCAGUUGAUAUAAAUCGCUUGCGCUUGAAUGACGUGUGUGUGCUCUAGCUGCGUUCAUUUAGUUUUUAUUUAUUUUUUUUACGAUACGAAAUAAACUGCAGAAAACAACAACAACGCCGAUCAAACACUACACACAAGCACACCUUUCUCCCCAACAACAACCAUUUGAUAUAAGUUUUCGGAAAUAUCGUUAAUCAGACGGUAGGCAUUCAUUGGCCAUUACAAGAAUUAGCUCAGUCAAUUGAAAAACAAUUCACUCAACAAAACGUAUACACAAACCGUAGUUUUGCUUCCGGAGAACGGUAUGGAAUUUUUUUCCCGUUGACUUAUUACAGCGAUAGAUAACAUUAGUAUCGCAUUGGUAGCAGAAAUAAAAACGAAACAAAAAAAAAAUAAAGAAACCAAAACAAAACAAAAAAUUGUGUUAGCAAAAUCAAACUCUCUCGGGUAAUCAUAUGGUUUUCGAAUUUUACACAUGGUGUGCAUUUCGUUCGUGUAAACAAGUGCUUUCAAUCUGCGCGCGGAAUGCAACAAAGGUGCAUGUUGAUCGAAAAAGAAAGGAAACGGUACCACAAAACUUUGUUUACUUUUUAUUGGACAAGCUGAACAAAUUGAUAUGUGUGGCUAUUUUAAUUUAAUUUUGUACGACUCAACCCGAUAAUAAACAACGUAUCGAAUUCAAGUGAUCUCUCGAUUAAAGACAGAAGACCUCAUUUCAUGGAUUGUGACUAAAAAAUUGCAUGCAUUCAUGUUGCAAUAUAAAAUUUCACUAAAUUUACGUCGUUUGAGAAUCAACUUUGUUUAAAAGAGUGUUAAAAGUAGAUGCCGAUUCCAUUCAGGAAAAAGUGAUCAGACGACUUUUUUUUCGUUGAACUUAUAAAAUCAGCUUGAACUUUAAAAAAAGAGUGUAAUCGGAGCUUGAAAUAUCAUAUUAUUUAUUAGUACCAUGUGUUAGCGAAUCAAUCUCGAAAGAGUGUGUUUAUCAAAGUAAAAACAGAACUAUUCGGCCCUCACUUAUGUAAUCAAUAAUCAACAGUACAAAUAAAUUCUCGUGUGUCAAAACCAAAACCAAAUAUUUGCAUAUCAAGAGUAGAAUAAAUAGACGAUUUUAAAGUGAUGUUAACUAUUACAAGAAUACAGUGAAAAUGAAUUGAAAUCAAGUCGUCACGCAAAACUGAUCGGAAUUUCGUCGACGAGAAUCAUCAUCCAUUGUGUUUUUUUGGUUUCGAGAUUGCUGCUUUUUUUGUUCGAGAAUGAAUAUUACAUUGAAUGAAAUUAUUUGUUUGAAAGUAAAAGUUAAUUGGCAAUUGAAACUAAUAAAUUACGAUAAAAUAUUCAUUUGGACUCAUUUUUAAAUUCUCGAAACAAAGCCGAAAUCGAAAGCUAGCGUAGCAACUUAUAUAUGAAUGAUAAAAAAAAAACAAUUGACAAGAGAAGGAAAAACGAACACUAUAUUUGAAGGUAAAAAAUAAAUAGCUAAACGAAAUAUUGUGAGAAAAUCAACAAGCAAACAUUCACAAACGAAAUGGUACUGAAUAUACUGAUUGCAUCGACUGUGAUAAAGUCAACGUUUGGCGUCGUUACCACUAGUCUUUGGUUAAUACCAUUAUUAUUGGCUGCAAUUUCCUAUUAUCGCUAUGAUCGUGUCGAUCCCGAAUCACGACCAAUCGAUCAAAAAAUCCUCUAUGCUCAAUAUGACUUCAUUAUUAUUGGCAGUGGUUCGGCAGGUGCUGUGGUAGCAAAUCGAUUAAGUGAGAUCAAACAUUGGCGUAUACUUUUGUUGGAAGCCGGUCCCGAUGAAAAUGAAAUUUCUGACGUACCUUCGCUUGCCGCAUAUUUGCAGUUAAGUAAAUUGGAUUGGGGAUAUAAAACUGAACCGAGUAAUAAAUCAUGUUUGGGCAUGAAGAACAAUCGUUGUAAUUGGCCAAGAGGCAAAGUAUUAGGUGGAUCAUCAGUAUUGAACUAUAUGUUAUAUGUGCGAGGCAAUAAACACGAUUAUGAAUUAUGGGAAUCGCUCGGUAAUCCGGGAUGGGGUUGGAAAAAUGUGUUACAUUACUUCAAAAAGUCCGAAGACAAUCGAAAUCCAUAUUUGGCAAAACCGCCGUAUCAUUCAAAAGGUGGCUAUCUAACAGUACAAGAGUCGCCAUGGCAUACGCCACUCGUAGCUGCAUUUGUUGAGGCGGGAACCGAAUUGGGCUAUGAAAAUCGUGAUAUAAAUGGUGAAAAGCAGCAAGGAUUCAUGAUUGCACAGGGCACAAUUCGACGCGGAAGUCGUUGCAGUACAGCAAAGGCGUUUAUUCGGCCGGUUCGUUUGCGAAAAAAUUUGCAUGUUGCAAUGAAUGCCCAUGUAACUCGGUUAUUAAUUGACGAUAUCAAAAUGCAAGCGACUGGCGUUGAAUUUGUUCGCUAUGGAAAGAAGUAUCGUAUCUCAGCCCGACGUGAAGUUAUUUUAUCAGCUGGUGCUAUAAAUAGUCCACAAUUGCUAAUGCUCAGUGGCAUUGGUCCGAGAGCACAUUUGGAACAACAUGGAAUUCGUGUUAUCAAAGAUUUAGCAGUCGGUGAAAAUUUACAAGAUCACGUCGGCAUGGGAGGAAUGACAUUUUUGGUCGAUAAACCAAUUGCAAUUAUUCAAGAUCGUUUUAAUCCAGCAACAACAACAAAUCAAUAUGUAUUGAAUGAACGUGGUCCAAUGACUACGCUGGGUGGGGUUGAAGGAUUGGCGUUUGUGACAACAAAAUUAGGAAAUCAUUCGAUUGAUUGGCCAGACAUUCAAUUCCACAUGGCACCAGCUUCAAUCAAUUCAGAUGCUGGUGCACGAAUUAAAAAAGUUCUCGGCAUAAAAGAAAGUUUAUAUCAAUCGGUUUAUGCGCCAAUUGCCAACAAAGACGCUUGGACUAUAAUGCCAUUGUUGUUGCGUCCACGAUCACGUGGAUGGGUUAGAUUACGUAGCAAAAAUCCAUUUGAUUAUCCACUUAUGGAUCCAAAUUAUUUUGGCGAUCGUUUCGACAUUGACACAUUGGUGGAAGGUGCAAAAAUUGCAUUAAAAGUUGCCGAAGGCACCAAAGUAUUUAAACAAUUUGGAUCAAGAAUUCAUAGAAUACCAUUUCCAAAUUGUAAGCAACAUAAAUUUAUGUCCGAUCCAUAUAUCGAGUGUCAUAUUAGAACCAUUUCAAUGACAAUCUAUCAUCCGGUUGGUACAUGCAAAAUGGGACCGGACUAUGAUCCAGAAGCUGUUGUCGAUCCACGAUUACGAGUUUAUGGUAUCAAAGGACUUAGAGUUAUCGAUGCCAGUAUUAUGCCUACAAUUUCCAGUGGUAACACAAAUGCUCCAGUGAUCAUGAUCGGUGAAAAGGGAGCCGACUUAAUUAAAGAAGAUUGGCUUACCACCUAUACCCUUCGAAUAGUGAAAGAAUAAAUGCGAAAAAUACAUUUAGAGAUCAGAAACGAGAGACCUCCUCAUCAACAACCCCAAAAUUCAUAUCACUUACAAUGUCAAAUGCAUCGACUUAAAUAAUAUGCAUAUAAGUUACAAUAAUUAUUUGUGUACAUACCCUAAUUUAAGUGCUAGACUGAUAAUUUACAAGUCACGUGUUGGGUCAAUUCCACUUCGAAUUCAAUGGAUUUCGAUUGGAAGAGACUCUGGAUAAUGAUGAGAUUGAUAUGGAAAUUGAUAGGUCAGUCGAAAUAGAGAAUCUGCGGCACAAAUGAACAUUUAAAAAAAAAAUCGAACACGUAAGUUGAAUGUGCCAUACGAAUGAUUUUUUUUUUGUUGAAAAAAUUGAAAUGUUUUUGAAUUGAACAGUUUAUUCCAAUCAAUAUGUAGCAGUUCACCAGCAAUCAUCCAUUUUUGUUUUUAUUUUGUUUUUUAGUCGUUUUUAAGUUUGAUAGAGUUAAUAUAUUAAGAUUGUUAUAAAUUAUAGAAAGAAAAUACAC
Contarinia nasturtii (swede midge) is the source of this 3941-nucleotide messenger RNA. Its product is annotated as glucose dehydrogenase [FAD, quinone]-like. Gene Ontology annotation, molecular function: oxidoreductase activity, acting on CH-OH group of donors; flavin adenine dinucleotide binding. Lineage: Eukaryota; Metazoa; Arthropoda; Insecta; Diptera; Cecidomyiidae. The transcript is spliced from 7 exons. The record is from RefSeq and is a predicted model, not a curated record. Bases 1534 to 3423 code for a protein of 629 amino acids.